CAUCAACAUUCAUCUCUCUCUCUCUCUCUCUCUCUAAAUUCUCGGUAUCUUCUUCUCUCUUUCUCUCUGAUCUUUCUUCCGCUGUUUUCUCUCCAUAUGGCUUUUGCCUGAAACCAACUCCAAGCGAUGGCGGCAAAGAAAACAAUGAAACAGAGCACAAGUACUUUUAGCCCUGCAUCAUCAACUUCCUUCGUUGAUGAAGAGUUGGAGGUCUGCCACAUCCUACUCUCUCUUCCAAAUCUAAUCCGCCAAUUCGACCGAUCUCCCUUCACUUGGGGAGCCACGCGCCGGAGAUCCGCUGUCGAUUCCAAAUCAUCAGCGUCUUGGCCGCCGCCUCUUCCAAGGCCCUGCCAUGGCGAGACCGAGACCGAGACUGAGACUGAGGCAAGACCCCAAGCCAAGGUCGAGGCUAUGAGCCCCGCCACUCCCCUCUCCUUCUCGCCCAGCGAAUCCGAUGAGAAAUCCAAACCUCCCCUCAAGAAAAUCUCCAAGAAGCGGACGAGAGAGGAGUGGUUGGAGAUCAUAGACGGGUUAACUCAGCGCCGGGAGUUGCUAAGAGGGGAGCUCAACACAGUGACGAGUUACCACAAGAGGCUAAUGGCUGAGAAUUUGGAGUUGAAAGCAAAGAAACAAGAGCUUUCUCACUUGGAGACCAUCAGAGGCUUCAGUUCUGUGGGUAUGGAAUUAAGAAGCCAACCGGAGCUCCAAUCCGGUUUGGUCGUAAGCCGAGAUCACCAACCCCAGAUUCACAUGAUACUCCAUCAACGGCGCUUCCCGUUGGAUCGGACGGCCAGUGGAUCGCAAGCAAGCGAAAUCUUUCGGUACCCAUGUAGCCAAAUCCCUGGGUUCUUGGCGUGCAGCUCCGGAUUGGGCAUGGUCAACCGUGUGGGGCCGCAAGGCAUACCCGAUCUCAAUGUGGCCGCGGAGGAGACGUGCAUGAUGGACGCUUCACAGCCGUUGGAUCAUGGCAGAGCUUUUGCUGAUAAGAGGGCCAGAGCGGCUCAAGCUAGGAGGAGAAGGAUGAUUAAGGAAAUGCAGUUUUUUCCCGAGAAAAAAAAGGAGUUUCCCUGACCCGAAUCAUUAAAAAUCAUCUAAGAAAAUCUGGAAAAAUCCUGUUAAAAGCAAGGACACGAGUAGGUUUCCAAACCUGGCGACGUGGACCUGUACAGAAACAAGUAAAGGAAGAGAUGGGCUUAUUGGGCCUUGGACUAAAGGAAUUAGACUGACUUUUAUGUACUGCUGGCCCGGCCCAAACCUGAACGGGCUCGCUCCCUAAUGGAGUAAUCCCCACCGUCGAUCUUGGUGUAAAGCUGUACCCAGUUAACGAACCCUAGUUGCGAAAUCAUAUAAAGGGCAAAGAGGCCCUCUUCUCACCUCCAACUUGUGCUUUUUUAAUUGCCUAAGUCUCUCUCUCCCUCUCUAUUUUUUAUUUGACUUUGAGAAAUCUGAAUAACUGCAAGUGACGAGGCUAAUUGCGGAUUAUGAGAAGCUCGUUAAAUAUAUAUACAAGGCGAGCAAUGUUUGUUCCUCAUACUUCCAUGACUCUGAUGCAGAUUCGUCUAUAUUUGCUUUAUUUAAUAUAUUUUUAGAUAGAGUGUGUUAUUUACUUGGAACUUGUUCAGGAAAUUCUUGUUCCUCUUUCUUGCUUUUGCACUAAAAUUGAUUUUGUUUCUGAAUAUGUGUUUAUUUGUUCUGGUACUGUGCAUAAUAUGAUGUGUUUCUUAUCAUCGAUCUUCGUAUUCGUACGUUUUCAGAGCAGCAAAAAGAAAAGAAACCAAUGGUCGUUGAUUUUGUUCAAAUGUUCCGUCAUCGGAACGAAGGAUGGCAAUUUAUUUUGUCAAAAGAACUAUAAGAAAAAAAAAUGUUAUUAUGUUUAAUAUCGUUAAUCACUUGUUGAAUUUUGCUUUUCUACAAUUUGUGGAUUUGUGAUUGCGCGAUGAUGUUGUUUUCCUAGGCUAUCUUACCAUUUAAGAUGGAGAUCUGAGAUGUGAAGAGAUUUAAGGCCAUGGAUAAUGUUCUCUGUUUGUUGUUUUAUCAGUUUAUAACUAUUUACAAUAUAUUAACAGUGUUUUAAAACAUCGAGCAUUGGCCAAGAUAUUAGCUGAUUUAGGUAUGAAGAUUUGGGCCAGUGGCUAAGUUGAAAUAGAGGUUUUAGUUAACGGGAAGUCUUGUUUAAGUAGGUCUUUUCUAGAAUUUUUAUUUAAUUUAUUGUUGAUUUUAAUAAAUAUGUAUAUUGUAAUUUAAUUAUUAUGGUCCACUGUUUUUAUAAUUGUAUUCGUAUAAUCAUAUAAAUGAGAUUGUUAUGUAAUUAUUAUACUCAUAAAAAAUAGACACCAGCUAAUCUAUGUCCAUGACUGAUGUUUUCCGUAAGCUGCAUUUUUGUGUAAUAUAUUGUGUCUUUGCAUGUUCUUUAGGCACUACCCAUAAGACCAUAAUUCCCUUUUGGUUAGACCUGGAACUUAGAACGUGC
This is a messenger RNA of Diospyros lotus (date-plum), 2470 nucleotides long. RefSeq lists its product as uncharacterized. The coding region runs from base 127 to 1071 and encodes 314 amino acids. Lineage: Eukaryota; Viridiplantae; Streptophyta; Magnoliopsida; Ericales; Ebenaceae. The transcript has 5 exons. The record is from RefSeq and is a predicted model, not a curated record.